GAACGAACAAAGCCAUCUCUGCCUCCCUUUAUGCCUGUGCCAUUAUCACGACUGCCCUGCGGAUUCUUCGACGAUUUCGAGCUCGGCUGCUCUGGUGGGACGAUGCCUUUGCUGCAGCCUCCAUAGUCUUCAUCGCCAUCUCCCUCACCGCGAUAUUCAUGUGGGACGCCGUUCAGAGUCCCUCAGCCCGCAUCGCUCUCAACUGGCUGACCACCAUAUCAUUUUCAAACACGCUCUGGCUCUCACGAACAAGCAUGAUGCUAACUCUCGUUCGCCUCAUACCACCACUUCUCGCUCUUCGCGCACACGCUGCCUUCUGUGCCUUUCUUUUCCCGUUCUUCUGGUUGUCCAUCGUCAUCCACAAAAUAUGCAUAUGCUCCACCCAGAGAGAGUGGAUGAUCACCUAUGUCUGCCGCCAAAAUCUGUUCAUAGGUAUCCAAGGCCUCAUCCUCGAUAUUGCGGCCGACUCUGCCCUGUGCUUUUUCCCCUUACGGAUGUUCUGGCAACUGACCGAAUCGAGGUCCAAAUAUCGCGUGCUCUUGAUCCUCUUCUCAGCUAGCGUGUUGACCGCUGUCACGAGUAUAUUUCAUGCCUGGGCUGUUCUCGGUCCCACCGGAGGUCUCGAGGGUAUCCUGUCGAACCUGGAGGCCGCAACCUCCGUAAUAGUGUCCAACCUUGCCAUCGUUUCUACCUGGAUCAUCCGCGCAUUGGGCAAUCAUGAGCAGAGCAGAGAGAUGGAAGAUUUCCUGUCGACCGUCUUCCCCGACGACCCACCACGCAGAUUCUCGCUUACUACUACCGUUAGCAGCUGCGGUCGCGUCCUGUCCAGAGGAAGCAGAGUUUUCCGUGCGAGGCGCCUAACGAAUGUGCACGACCUAGAAGAACAACGCGGUCGGAGUCGAAGCCGGAGUCGGAGUCUGGGCCGUCGACGUAUCCGGCGUGGCGCCGAAUACGGCGCACAAACUCCUCAUCAUGUCGUUCUCGAGGAGGAGUCGAAGACGGAGGAGCUGGACGCUGAGCUUCCUGUGACGGUCCUCGAGCGCCACUGCGGGAUGGGCUUCGAAACUGGGUCUGAUUGUCUGACCACGCUAUCGUCCGCGCUGAAGGAGAGCAUGCACACAAGUUCUUUCACUUUCGUCGGAUCUGAAUCGCCGUUACCACCAUCACAUCCGUCUCCAGUGCAUUCGUUGCCUUCGUCCGGAUGUGUGUGUGCGAUCGAGGACGGUGUUUAGGAGGCCGUAUCCGGGGUUGCGUCCAUGAACGAGCCUCUUGUCACAUAGCGACGCCGUACGAUUAGCUGUAUCUGUUUGGGCUUGUGUGUUUUGUGCUCCAUUGCUUUCGGUCGCUGUUUCGCUACGCUAUCAAUACAAACUUUACCUGUACUUGUAAUCACAUUUCU
Molecule: messenger RNA, 1399 nt
Organism: Stereum hirsutum FP-91666 SS1
Lineage: Eukaryota; Fungi; Basidiomycota; Agaricomycetes; Russulales; Stereaceae
Exons: 6
Coding region: 159-1232 (357 amino acids)
Source: RefSeq, a predicted model, not a curated record